UCGACAAACAAACAAUCUAGGACGCAACAUCGCUGGAGGCCAAAAUACCACCAUAUUAAAGGAUAUUAGAGGAGGAUUUCCCGACAACGAUCAAACCUUGUUUCUCUCUCCUAAAGGCACUUUGGGAAAGCACUUGAAAAAAAAAGCAGCCGGUUUCUUAAAGCUUGGGAACCAUCCGGAUUCAUGCGUUAUCCCUAAGGCCACUUCUUCAGAAUAGCCAAGAUUAAUUGCUAGUGUGAAGCAUCGCACCCCGGCUGGCGAUCCGACGCGCUCUAAGCGUUGGUGAUACAAAUAAGAGGCGGCAGCGAAAGACAGAAUCGGUAUCUGAAGGAGCCCCGGUGGCAAUUCACCAUGUUUGACCGCUUGCGAAAUUCCUCAAAGGAUCAGGGUGCGCCGACGAUGGAUAGGAAGAAGCUCGAGGCCUGGCAGAAAUCACGUUCUCAGGGCGUAAAGGGAGGAGACGCGCAUUACCAGUAUUCUAUCAAAGGAGGACCAGCUCCGCCCCCGAGGCCGUCGAGAGAACCCGUCCACCCGACUCAACGUCAGCAGAAUCGGCAAAAUCUCCGACCCGCACCCCCCGUACAAGCGCCGAACCAACAUCGCAAUUCGAACUACCCACGUCCCGUAUCCUCCGUCUACUCACAACCUUCGCCGGCCGCUGCUACCUUCGCCGCGCGACAGCUGAGAGUUGAAGUUCCGCCUUACAACAAGCCUUAUAACCUGAACGAAGUUUCCCCGCCGAGUUCCCCUGACGCCUUUUCACCACAGGACGAGCCCAACCCAGGCGAUGUCUCUCCUAUAGACGAUAUCCCAGGCAUGUCUCAACUCGCCAUAGACCCUCGGGGUCCCGCAAAAAAUGAAUCUCGCACCAAUAUUCCAGCAGCCCGUCGCGAGCGUCGGAAGAACUCGGAUGCUGCCAUGAAUGCUCUUCGAGAGGCCAAGUCUCGUGAGAAGCUAAAGCAGCAGCGGCCAUAUGGCCACGAUGUGCUCUGGGACCCGAAUACCGGGGAACCUACUACAGAUACGAAGGGUAGACCGUCGCAAGUAAAUCCGCAACAAUUUGUUCAGGGUCUUGGUGAUCGCCCAGGCUCGGUAUCUCCGCCACCAGCCAAACCGGCUCAUCAAGGCCCUAUUUCCUUUGGCGACCGUUUGCGUCGAAUACGACAACCCAGCGGUAGCCCUCAACCUGAAUCAGCUCCACGACCGGCAUGGCGAGGGGCUAGUGGUCGAACAACUCUUGUUGCACCCGUGAACGACACAGAAGACGUGGCUCCACUGCAGCUACCCCGGAAAAGUAGCAAACGAGCCGCCCGUGAGGCUGGUACUUUAGCUCGUAUUGACUCUGUCGAUUCUGAACUUACUUCCCAGCCGCAAUCGCCUAAUAUUGCAGUCGCGAAUACAAACGCCAAUCCGCAUACGUAUCCAAGCUCACCCCUUUCGGACGAUAACAUGGCCGGUAAUCCUCCUCAUCAAUCUCUACAAGUCCCAUCGAACGACAAGGCAGUUCGUAGGAAGCCAACAGGUGCCCCCGGCUACCAGCCCCACCAGUCAACCUCUUCGUCCGUAUACUCGCAACAAGAAAUCCACCCAGCCCAGGCACCACCUGACACGUCCCUGGAAGGUUGGACGCAACCGCCCUCUCGUUUCAGCGUCACCACAUACGGAACAUCAGACCAAUCAGCCCAUAGGGAGAGUAUAGAAGAGGACGUGCCGCCAGUGCCCGCUCCUUCAGAGCCCUCAAUCCUUGACCGCAAGCGUCCGGUAGUCACAGGCUAUGAUAGCAACUCCCCACGAAAAAACAGCCCUGUGGAACCCGUCAAGAUUAGCUUAGAUUCGUACUAUAUGACGGGUGCCGGAAGCAAUGUCAAAAGCAGCAGCACCAGCAAAUCCGACAUCAAGAACAAGGUCAUCAACAAUAUUAGCCUCCACAACAACAGCUCGAAGCUUUCAAUUACAUCGACAAUGGAUAAAUCCCUCCCCCCAGCACCACCCGAGACGCAGUCAUUGGAAGCCCACGAUCGCGUGGCGCAGCUAGACGCACGGUUACGGGCACUGGGUAAUCGACGCAUCAACCUAAACACUGCGAUCAAGCAGAUGACGGAGCUUAUGCCGACGGACCACAUCCUGGCGAGCGACGCGGUGGCGCGACGGCGCGAGGAAGAGAAACGCAAAGUAGAGACGCUGCGACUCGAGCUGGCCGAUGUCGAGCGCGAGAGCUAUGAUCUUGGGCUAAAGCUACACCGCGUCUAUAAGAGACUCGAUCGCAAUGCGGAAUACGAGCCGACCACGUUGUGGGUGAGGAGGGUUACGGGGUAGUAGGACCAAAGUUGGGGAGUGGAGAAGAAGGGAACAUGGGCUGUUAAACAAGCGUAAGGGUUAUAGUAGCAACGGUGUUGGCAGCGAGAUUUACGUUGUUGAAGAAGCACUGGAUUGCUCACCUUCCAUAAUGCGAUACCCAGAACAAGUUGAGACUUUCCCUACUGGAAAGGAAGCGGGGA
Molecule: messenger RNA, 2498 nt
Organism: Daldinia decipiens
Lineage: Eukaryota; Fungi; Ascomycota; Sordariomycetes; Xylariales; Hypoxylaceae
Exons: 3
Coding region: 352-2316 (654 amino acids)
Source: RefSeq, a predicted model, not a curated record